Messenger RNA from Synchiropus splendidus (mandarinfish), 4455 nucleotides. It is a transcript of the gene plekho2, whose product is annotated as pleckstrin homology domain containing, family O member 2. The record is from RefSeq and is a predicted model, not a curated record. Lineage: Eukaryota; Metazoa; Chordata; Actinopteri; Syngnathiformes; Callionymidae. Gene Ontology annotation, biological process: macrophage apoptotic process. The coding region runs from base 290 to 2002 and encodes 570 amino acids. The transcript has 7 exons.
GCCUCACAGGCUCCGCAUCUCGGUCCGUGUCCGGAUCAGGCUCCUCCUCGACUCUAUUCAAGAGCUGCACCGGAAACCAAACUUUUAUCAUCGAACUUUUCUCUCUCUCUCUCUCGCUCGCUCGCUCGCACUCCGAGGCAAAAGAGGAAAUAAAUCGUCAGCCCAGCCUGGUUCCGUAUUGAAGAGCAGCGUUGGAAAUGUUGACAGCAUCGACGCUCGACGCAGAAGCGGCGCGUUUGUGGCCGAGAUAAAGAUCAGCGUCGACGGACUCACAUAACGGACCUGCAUCAUGGAAGAUGAAGUGAAAGCUGAGCUGGUCCAAGGUCAGGAGCUGAAGCUGCAGGGGAAGGCUGGCUGGAUAAAGAAGGCUGUGGGGCGACUCCUGCCCAGCUACAAGGAGCGCUACGUUCAUCUGGAGAAGACAGAGAUCGCCGUGUAUGAGAAUGAGGACUUGAAGAACUGUCUGGAGCGACUGGACCUGGAGAACUAUGACAUGUGUCAGGAACUGAAGAGUCCUUUCAAGAAGAAGCACAGACUGGUCCUCAUCCAUUCUGCCAAGGCGGGAAACAAGGUGCCAGAUAUGAAGUUCCAGACUCAAAGUGCGGAGGAGAAGGAAGCCUGGAUCAAGGCUCUGGCCGAUGGCAUCAAUCGCGCAAAGAACAAGGUCUUCGACGAGAUCAAAGUGGACGAGAGCUGCAACCUGGAUCAUGUCACUCGUUCGAGACCCAAAGGGAACCGUGGGCGGCGGCCUCCCACCAGGAUUCACAUGAAAGAGGUGGCAGACCUGUCCUCUGACGGGAUCCUGCGUCUGGAUCUGGACCUGGAGAAUGCUGUCCUUUCCCCUGGGAACCAACUGAGCGCUGUUGCUGAAGCUGAGGAAGAUGGCAGUAGAGGGGAAGCAGCUGGAGAACCAGGCGAGACUCAGGAAGCCGAGCCCGUCGUCAAGAAGAAGGUGGUGAUGCCACCGAUGCCCCCCAGCAAAGGAACCAAACCCAUUCUGAUACCAGCUGGUGACGAGGACUCGGAGCAGCUCCAUGAGCCUUCACCUCCUGCUCCAGAUGCUGAUGUUUCCAUGAAGGGGGAAGGCGCCGCGGAGACGUCUCCUGAAGCAGUGAAAAAGCCGCCUCCCACUCCCCCGGCUAAACCCGCCAGCAGGUCCACGAGUGAUGAAGUGGAGUCCUCAGCGGCCUCCCACCCUCCCGCUCCUCCACCCACCAACAUGAAACCUUCAUGCACAGAAGACAUGGAGGAAGAAGGAGAAACUCCAGCUGUUCUCAGCGCAGAAGAAGACGCUCUCUCUGACAUCAGUUCCCACAUGUCUGCCUUCACUCCGGAGGAACAUCCUUCAGGUGUCACUGGUGAGGGAGAACUUCCUUCUCCGCCGGAUUCAGAUGAUCUCUUUCCAGAAGCUCAUCUCCCAGUUCCCUCUGUGCUGGUCACCACAUGCGAGCCCAGCCUGAGCCCGCUGCUCUGCCAUCGGCCCGGAGAGAAGAAGAAGUCUGAGGAGAAGUCAGUGGACAGCGGCCAGCACUCGGACUCGGACAGCGAGUUCUCUCUGGACGGGGACAUGCUGGCAGCAUCCACCUCUGCUUUGAGAGGAAGCAGCGCAGGCUUGGAUGCUCUGGACAUCAGCGAGGACCUCAGCAGGAGCCUGGCGGAGGCGCGCCUCACAUCCACUGAUUCAAGCCUCCCAGCUCUGGCACCUUCAGCCAAGACGCGCUCGGCCUCCAGCGGAGACCUGCUCUCCAGCUUCACCAGCCACACCGAGGAGAGCAGAACUAGCAGAGGGGCGGACCAAGACCAAGUCAUGGAGCUGGAGACGGUGCUGUUUGCCGAGAUGGAGAAGACCAGCGAGCUGCUGCGGGUGUCUCGGCGCGUGGGCGAGGGAGAAGUGGCGCCUGAAGACAUUCUGGCCAAGGCCAUGGAGAAGCUGAGGAAGGCCGACCACGUCCUCAGGGAGGUGAAGAAGCUGACUCUGGUGAAGAACAGGAACAGCUGGUGAACCUCCAGUCAAGUUCACCUCCCGCCGUCGGGAUAUUUGUCACGGAGCUGAGCAUCGUUCGUAGCGCUGAACUCUUUGUUAGUGUAGCUUUGUUUAUAUACUAACCUCCUUCUGAAACGCAACCUCAUCCACCUGAGAUGUUCCUUCUCAGACUGGUGAGAGAGACUACUGAACCUUAGACACCAGAACCUCACUGUAGAACUAUCUUGAUCUUCUGAUCUUCUGAGCAAUGUCUGGUUUUCACCAGACAUUGUCCACCUCACUCAUGGAAGUUCUUCUCCCCUGGAGUCCCACCAAUUGCAGGUGGUGGUCCAGACAGAGAAACGAAACGAAACGGCAGAGUCACACCUCCAUAAAUAGCUCCCUAAACAUUUGAUAUUUGCCUUUGAAACCUUGACCUUUGACUGUUCAGCAGGUGCAGACGCUUCAAUAGUGUUGACCUCCAAAAUAAUAGAACCAACCGUCAUCCUGGGGUUCACACUCCUGAUGUUGUUUGUCGGCUUGGAGCUUUUGAAGUGCGACAACAGAACCAGUGCAGGCGUACACUCUAUUGGGGGAUUUGUUCAGGAAGUGAAGGCAAGAUGUAAUGUCUGAGUCAAACCUGAGGCCCACAGCAGCUUGUGUAGUCGAUUUUAAGUGUAGCAAAAACUAGGUGCAUGUUGAUGUCAUGACCUCAGAGAUUUCUAGAAAACGGUGUCACUAAUGUUGAUAUUAUACCUGGAAACUUGUGAUAAAGUCGGAUAGAAGGAGAAAGAGAGUCUCCAGUGUCAUGAAGGAGGAGAGUUUAUAUUAUAAAACUCUCCACAGAGAUGCUGUUGGCUGAAACUAGCCUCCAGUUGUCAAAACGGUACGAUGUUUAGACCCCAGUUUCCUGUUUUUUUUUGGCGACUCCUGUCGACUGGACCCGUAGUUCAGCCUGGGUUUGGGACUGUAGCACUGCUCAGACUCAGUUUGUUUUGGCCCCCAGCUGCGUGAAUGGUCUGGGAGUUGUGGUUUCUGUCGGUCACAUUGCUGCCUCUUCACCACGGCACAUAGGAGCAGACGCAUCUGUUGCCACAGACAGACGUUUCUGAGGCCAGAGCUGAAGUGGUGUGUGAAAAGGAAGAGUGAAAAUGGAACCAGAUAAGUGGUUAAUAAUGCAGUCAGCGUGUGUCAAUGAGAAAGGCCAGCGUGGAGGAAGGUUAGUGGGAAGUGCAGAGGUAUUUUCGCUCACUGUAGGUUCUGUUUUUUCGCCGACAACCUUCUUCUUUUGGAGGUCACAACAGGUGUGCGACCAACCGACCCACCUUCAUGUGCCCACGAGAACCAGGAAGUGGAAGUUUCUUGCUGUCAUUCUUCUAUUUCUAGUCAUUUUUCUCUGCCUCCGCAUUCAUUUGCAUGAAACGCGGGGGAAAAUAAUUCAUAAUGUGCAAUUGUUUGUUGUUGUCGAGCGUCGUUGUGCUUAAAGUUGUCCUGUGUGUACUGUAUGCGUAGCGUUGCGAAGGCGACUGUACUAACAGAUGGGUAUUGAGCAAUGAAUAUUAAAGGAUUUAUACGGAGUAGAAGCUGUAGUGCAGGAGACUGUUGGUUGAGGAGGCUGUAGAAGUGUUGAGCAAUAAAAGGGAUGUCAGGUUUCUGCUACUUUCUUUCAAUGUCUUUUUCUUAGUAAAUGAAAUAAAAAGUAACACAUUUUAUUGGCAUUUGUAGCUGGAAGUCAAGCAGCUUUGAGGAGGCUUGAAACUGCGGUCCACAACAUUCAGGACACGGGGUUCCCCUAGUGGCGUGAUACCAAAAACAAACUCCGAGUAACGGAACCUGGAUGUAAAUGUCUAUGGCUCGAUAUGUCGCGUCAUUCGUUUUUCUUUUUGUUUUCCUCGUUUUAAUGGCUGCUGGUAAUUCUUCGGCUUGAAAAGGUCAAAAUAAAUCCUAGUCAGGCAGCAAACUAGUUAGAGAUUUUGAAAAUAAAUUUGGGAAGUUAAACUGAAACAAAAAUGACUGUACUAUUAAUGAAGUUAGCAUUCAAUGAGCCAGGAAGAAACACACAUUUUCUCACCCCAGGUGACUUGUUUUCACCACCAGAUGCGGACCAGUUGAAUCAUACACUGAUUCUAUGACAGACUGAAGUAGCUGAAUAUAAAAAAUAAAAUGAAAUGAAACCAUCAGGUGGUAAAGGAGCCCCACUGUUGCACUAUAGUAAACAAGUUCCAGCCCUUCAGGGCGAAAAGUGAUGCAAAAGUUCUUCAUUUUUAAACUGUGGUCUACAACGAUAAACGUUUUGAGGAAGGCCGACGACGUCAGGAAACUGUUGUUGCACUCUGGGAGUCCAGUUGAAGAGACUUGAAAAUGACAAGUGCAGAGCCAGUGUGGUUUUAUUCCUCCACAUGUUUACCCUUCUAGUUUCACCCAGAACAGCAUUGAAUAUAAAUAAAAACAGAGCACGUCAUGAAAAAGCAGUUCCAUGAUUCAUCCUGGGA